Molecule: messenger RNA, 1550 nt
Organism: Vanessa tameamea
Lineage: Eukaryota; Metazoa; Arthropoda; Insecta; Lepidoptera; Nymphalidae
Product: L-dopachrome tautomerase yellow-f-like
Exons: 11
Coding region: 25-1425 (466 amino acids)
Cellular component (GO): extracellular region
Source: RefSeq, a predicted model, not a curated record
GCAAAGCAUUUUUACUGAAAGAAAAUGUUUUUCAAAAUAAUAUACAUUUUCGUGAUAUUGAUACUAACAAAAUCGAGCUUACAACAGACGAGGCGACUGGGAAAAUUCAGAGAAAUAUUCGCAUGGAAACAGUUGACUUAUAACAUCAAUGGAAACAUUUUACUUCAAGAUAGAUUCGGCGACAUUGAAGACAAUCGCAAGAAACGUGAAACAGGCAAGAUAGUUUUUGAGAACGAUAAAUCGGAAUCAGGCGACAGAGAUUGGAAUGAACCUCCACAGAAUGCGACCAAUAACACGAGCACAACGGAUCCUAGCAGCGAAGUUGGGAGCUUUUUUAUUCAAUACAAUAAUGUUCCCAUGGGCGUCGAAAGAUUCGGUGAAAGAUUAUUCAUAACGGUACCGAGACGACGUUAUGGUAUACCAUCGACACUGAACUACAUCGAUCUGAAAGACUCAAAGAGCAGAUCGCCAGCAUUACGCCCGUACCCUGAUCUGUGGCAAGCGAGAUCUUUGACGUCAGUGUAUCGAACCAGGGCGGACAAAUGUGGAAGACUUUGGAUGGUUGACACUGGGCUAUUGGAAAUACCUGAUAAUCCCCGACAGUUACAAACGCCAGCAAUAGUUGUGUUUGAUUUAAAAAACGACAAGCAAAUCUUAAGAUAUCCAUUCAAGAGCUCUGACAUACCAGCGGCUAACACGCCCACAGGUCUAGCUUCGAUUACAGUUGACAUAGACGAGGACUGCAGUGAUGCCUACGCAUAUGUAGUGGACUUGACGACAUUUGGAAUUAUUGUAUAUUCACUAAAACAUAAUGACAGCUGGAGACAUACGCACGCGUACCUCCAUUUCAACCCGACAGCGGCGAACUUGAAUAUUGCAGGUGAAAGUUUCCAAUGGAGCGAUGGUGUCUUCAGCAUUACAUUGACUGAACCCCAAGCUGACGGCUGCAGGACAGCAUACUUUCAUCCCUUGAUAAGUACAGAGGAAUUCUCCGUAUCGACUUGCGUCUUAAAGAACCGUGCUAUACGGAGCAAUAGGAAUUAUUUUAGUUUAUAUUCGUACGUCGGCAAACGCGGUGAAGGCAGUCAAUCAACCAUGCACGAAUAUCAUCAGAAAAGCGGAACAAUCUUCUUCGCUGAAAUCGGAAGAGAUGCUGUAUCCUGUUGGAAUUCCGGGAAAAUGUUAAACCCAUCGAAUAUUGCGAUGUUAGCACAAGAUAGACAGAGAAUGAGCUAUCCAUCAGAUCUUCAUGUAACUGAUGACGAAGUAUGGGUGAUGGCGAACACCUUACCAAGGUUUGGUUAUUCGAGACUUGACACCAACGAGUUCAACUUUUAUAUCUAUAGUGGUAAUGUGAACGAAUUGAUCGCGGGCACAGUUUGUUCAGCUCCACGUACAUAUUUAGAAUUUAAAAAGAAUAAUUGAACAAAGAAAGUAAAGAACGCGUUCCUGAAAUUCAGUCAGUUAUGAAUUUAUGACAAUUAAUACAAAAUAAAAAAGUUAAAAUAUCCUUGUAGCACACUAUAGAGCCUAAAUUAUUUGAUUCUUAA